CUUGUUCUCCGGCUCCACCUGCCAAGAAAGAAAUUAAAAAGAAGAAGAAGAUUGCUUUAUUUGUUGGUUGGUCAUGGAAGAAGUGGUGAUUGAUGAAGAACAAGGUUUUGCCUUUUCCACUCUUGGAUGGGCAUGGGGAACCAUAUCUUUAUUGGUCGCAUUUACAUGGCAACUCUACACGAUUUGGCUUUUGGUCCAACUCCACGAAUCCGUCCCUGGAAUCCUUUACAGCAGAUUUAUGCAGCUGUCCAAAGCCGCUUUUGCGGGGGGGUUCAUGUUCGAUGUUCGUCAUCAUUGGAGGUGAGAGACCUUGUACUGUUUUACCAGUUGACGUGUUCGCGUGGGUCCACCUGCAACACAAGCCAUUGGCUGGCGCUGAGUCGUUCUUGGUGUUCAUAUGUAUGGCUAUUCUUCUGGCCCAGGGGCCCAACUUGAAUUCCAUUGCUGGGUUUUCCUUCGUCGGGGCAAUCACGGCCUUGUCAAUUGCUGAAGGUCGGCCCAGUGAUGUGUCUCACGGCCCAAGGAAAAAGCCCGAUUCAGAUAUAGAGGGACAUAGCAAUGUCUUGAUUGCAAUUGGGAUCAUAGUUCUUGCAUUCAGAGGCCAUAAUCUUGCGCUUGAGAUCCAGGCAACACUCCCUUCAAGCCCGGAAAAAGCCUCAAAGAAAACAAUGUGCAAAGGUGUCACUGUGUCAUAUGCACUGAGCCUCGUCCCUAUGUCCCUUGGCUAUAGCAGGAUAUUGGGUUUAUGGAAACAAGCAGGUACCCACAGAUUACAUGCGAAAAGGAGGGCUUUUGACAGCAUUUGUGCGGUACCAUGGCCACACGACUUCAAAGUCUGUAAAAGGACUUAUAUACAUGAUGAUCAUCAUAAACAGUCUGUGUUCAUAUCAAAUCUACGGGAUGCUGGUUUUCGACAACUUGGAGUUCAGGUACGUGAACAUCAAGAAGAGGUCGUGUCCAUGGUGGGUGAGGAGAGGAUUAAGAAUAUUCGCUGGAGGGAUAUCAUACAUGAUAGCAGUGACAUUUCCAUUCUUGGGAAGAUUUGCAGCUUUGAUUGGAGGGUUUACAUUGCCUUUAGCAUAUGCUUAUCCAUGUUUCAUGUGGAUUUCAAUCAAGAAACCAAGACCAUAUAGCGUAAUGUGGUGUAUUAAUCUUCUACUUGGUUGCUUAGGCAUGGUUUUGGGUGUUUUGUUGGUAAUUGCAGCCUCUUGGAAUAUACAUGACCAAGGUGUAAAGUCUAACUUCUAUAAUCCUUA
Molecule: messenger RNA, 1256 nt
Organism: Tripterygium wilfordii
Lineage: Eukaryota; Viridiplantae; Streptophyta; Magnoliopsida; Celastrales; Celastraceae
Exons: 5
Coding region: 93-1133 (346 amino acids)
Cellular component (GO): plasma membrane
Source: RefSeq, a predicted model, not a curated record